UGUGGGCGGAGCGAGGCGGAGUCUGCAGAAGUCGGAGCCGUGCAGCCCUGCCCACUUUUUCAGUGCGACCCGGCGGAGCUCGAAGAAGUGUGAGUUCCCUGGUGUACCAGAAAUAACUGAUCUGAUUCACACAACUGCCAGGACGAUCCGUGAGUGGUCAUCGGUGGUAAAUCCCACCAACCUCUGGUCCCCCAAUACCUGGAGUGCAAGCAGAAAUACCUAUUGGAGUAUCUAGAUCACCAUGGCGACUGGACAGAAGUUGAUGAGAGCUAUCAGAGUUUUUGAAUUUGGUGGACCAGAAGUGCUAAAACUCCACUCGGAUGUUGUAGUACCUUUUCCAAAAGACAAUCAGGUUCUAAUCAAAGUGUAUGCAUGUGGUGUUAACCCAGUGGAGACAUAUAUUCGUUCUGGAACCUAUGCUAGAAAACCACUCUUACCCUAUACUCCUGGUACAGAUGUAGCUGGGAUAAUAGAAGCUAUUGGAAAUAAUGUAUCUACUUUCAAGAAAGGUGAUAGAGUUUUUACUACCAGCACGAUCACUGGCGGCUAUGCCGAGUAUGCUCUUGCUGCAGAACACACUGUUUAUACACUGCCAGAGAAACUGAGCUUUCAACAAGGAGCGGCCAUCGGUAUCCCAUAUUUUACUGCUUAUCGAGCUCUGCUUCACAGUGCCCGUAUAAAAGCUGGAGAAAGUGUUCUGGUUCAUGGAGCUAGUGGAGGAGUCGGACUUGCCUCAUGUCAGAUUGCUAGAGCUUAUGGCUUAACUGUUUUGGGCACUGCUGGUACUGAGGAAGGACAAAACAUUGUUUUGAAAAAUGGAGCCCAUGAAGUGUUUAAUCACAGAGAAGAUAAUUAUAUUGAUGCAAUUAAAAAAUCUGUUGGUGAGAAAGGAAUUGAUGUGAUUAUUGAAAUGUUAGCUAAUAAAAAUCUCAGUAAGGAUUUAAGUCUUCUGUCAUAUGGAGGACGAGUAAUAAUUGUUGGCAACAGAGGUACUAUUGAAAUAAAUCCUCGGGACACCAUGACCAAAGAAUCUAGUAUAAUAGGAGUUGCUCUCUACUCAUCAACCAAGGAGGAAUUUAAGCAGUUUGCAGCAGCCCUUCAAGCUGGAAUGGAAAUUGGUUGGCUGAGACCUGUAAUAGGUUCUCAGUAUCCACUGGAAAAGGUGGCCCAGGCUCAUGAAGAUAUCAUUCAUAGCAGUGGGGCCACUGGAAAAGUUAUUCUUCUCUUAGAGUAAAUGAUAUUCUUCUGUAUCUCACAUUAAUUUUAGAUUUCUCAGCCUUGAUUUACUAGCGUUUAUUAGCAUCCGUUUGAUUCAUUGUAUUUUUAUAUUAAAAACAAAAUUUGUUCUUAGAGAUAAUAGGCAUUGGGGUGCAAUGCAGUUUAUAGCUGGCAAUAUUUUUUAUGUCUUCUGUUUAGCAGUAGAAGGAAUAUUAGUGAUCUUUUGCCAUAGGGAUGCAUCUCAGAAAUUCCUCACUGAUACAUGAUCAUUAGUUUCAUCCCUUUGACUAAAACAUGGUAAUUCAAAAUAAUAUAAAAUCACUUUUUCAGAGCUGCUUCUUACAAGGGUUUUAUAGUAUCCUAUUAGUGCAGUGUUGUAUUGAACUCCUAGGGUUUCCUGGAAAAAUAUGGAUUCCUUUUCCAAACAAUUUUUAUUUGACUCUAGAAAUCUCUUAGCAGAGCAAGAGAUUUCUAUGCACAGAGAAAUUUGUUUGGUUUUCAAAAUUUUCAUAUGUUAGAACUUUUCAUUCUGUUUAUAGUUGAGUAUUAAUGGCACACAUGUUUUGAUCCUGAGUAUAUAAAUAUAUAGAUACUUACCAGUUUGUGCAAAAAAAUAAAGCAUUUGGCAUCUUAAGAAUGAUCUGUUUUUGUUUCAUUACAUGAUUACCUAUAGUCAGUUUCUCGGGAAAUUAAACACUGUGUUUACCUGGUU
Molecule: messenger RNA, 1930 nt
Organism: Sorex fumeus (smoky shrew)
Lineage: Eukaryota; Metazoa; Chordata; Mammalia; Eulipotyphla; Soricidae
Gene: CRYZ
Product: crystallin zeta
Exons: 10
Coding region: 242-1234 (330 amino acids)
Cellular component (GO): cytosol
Molecular function (GO): NADPH binding; quinone reductase (NADPH) activity; mRNA 3'-UTR binding
Source: RefSeq, a predicted model, not a curated record